Messenger RNA from Nothobranchius furzeri (turquoise killifish), 1690 nucleotides. RefSeq lists its product as uncharacterized. Lineage: Eukaryota; Metazoa; Chordata; Actinopteri; Cyprinodontiformes; Nothobranchiidae. The record is from RefSeq and is a predicted model, not a curated record.
UGAAACACGCCCUAAAGUGACGUAAAACGUCACGCAGCGUUAGAUCGUUAAAGCUGUAGAGCACAGACAGCAAGAGAAGAUGGCCAAAGGGAAAGCAAAGAUUAACAGCACUGAGGAUUUCCUGCCACUUCAGACUCGACCACUCAGGUCAAGAAAAAGGGAGUCACCGAGAGAUGAGUCUUCCGUGGCUGAUGAUGUCCAAACUACAGUCCAUCAGAAGAACCCAAAUAAAGGCAACACAGGAGGGCCAAUUCUUUACCCUCAGCAGGAUUGUCUCGUAAUCACGGAGUCAUCCUGUCUGCCCGAGUGGGAAGAUCACACCAAAGAAAAAAACACAGCUGCAGCAGGGCAAGAGGAGACAACUGCUGCAAAUGUUGAUGAUCUGCAGAGCCAUGGAACACACACUGAUGAAGAUACUGAGGAGCAAAUCCCUUCAGAGGACUGCAGAAGAUCGCCAAAUCCAAACCACGUGGAUCAACUCCAGGUCUCCCAGCCCAGCUCCAGGAACGAUGAGGACUCGGCUGAGUUGGAGAAGCAAGUAGGCGAAAAGGAGCUUUCUAUUCAAGAGUCCAACAAAGUCAAAGAGUCAGCAACAGGUUUACCGGCCAAGAAGAAACGCAGAAUGGGUAUGUGUGGUCUGACUGAGAAAGAACGAAGCCAAUUUCUACAAGCAGCACAAAGUGGCCAGAAUGGAACUGAGAGCACUCGGAGACAAAUCUGUCCACAAACCACCAAACCUCAGGCUUUCGAGGAGGAGGUCUGGUUACCAUCCAGCUGUGGGAAUAUCUCAGCUGUAGGUGUGAUGGACCAGAGCGAGUCCACACCACAGCAUCCAUCCAGUCACGGUGGAGAGGCUCACGGACCAGGAUCUGAAGUCCUCGUAGCUGUGACCAUCUCAGAUGGGACUGGAUGUAAUGGAGGAUCUCCACCUGGUCCAGAACACGAAUUAACCCACAACCCACAGUCCCGUCAUGCUGAGGAAGAAGAGCAGAAGCUGCUGCAGGAAUGUAAAGAACCUACAGCCGAGAUGUUCGAAAAACAAACGAGCAUGGAACAAAACCAGCUAGCAGAAGUUCAGUCAAGUUCUGCUGUCACUUCUGACACCAGUCAAAAGGAGGACAAGGACAAAGAGGCUGUGGGAGAUGCUCUUCCACACAUGAAUACUGAGAGAGGGACAAGAGGCAACGAGAAGGGAGAGACGAGCAGUGAUGGGGCUGAAGACGAAGCUUCCUCUGCUGACACUCAGCCUGAAGGACUUGUGAAGAUCUGUGAGGCUUCAAGUGUCCCAGAACUGAAGCCCAAGUGUGAUCCUGAAGGAGAUUCUGCUGCUCGUCCUCCUGAGCAAACACACACCAAGGAACCCGAUGACUUGGACUACGUGUCAGACUCGCAGCUGAACACCAUCGUUCUCGUUGAUGAGAAGAUGAUGGAGAAAGAACCAGAAAAAGAAGAUCCGGACCCCUCUGGCUGUCUUAAAGAUGCAUCAGAGCUGAUCUGUGGACUGAUCAGAGAACUUUCCUCUCUGAAUCAAAAGGUCAUGGGGGCUCACCGAGAAGUGGAGAAGCUGCGUCGCAAAAGCUCAAGAAGAUCCGUAUGCUGAGGACAUCUGCCGAGCUUUAGUUAAGUGUUGAUGUUUCACUCAUCGUGCCGUUUCCAACUGGAUUGUUCUUGAAUAAAAUGGUUUAGGCAA